AAUGGUGGUGAGGUGAAAAGCUUCCGAGGACACUGAAUUUGGACGAAAGUUAGACUCAAUUAUAAACUUCAAAUUCUCAACUAUUCAACAAUUUUGAGACACUCUAGGCAUCUGAGAUUAUUGAGGAGUUGUGUAGUGUCGAAGCUAUGGUGGUAAUGCACGAAGGGACGAGGUAAUGGCAGAUAAAAGGAAGCUUCAAGGCGAGAUUGAGCGCUGCCUUAAAAAAGUCAGUGAAGGAGUCGAAACAUUUGAAGAUAUUUGGCAGAAGGUACACAAUGCAUCUAACUCUAAUCAGAAGGAGAAAUACGAGGCGGACCUUAAAAAAGAAAUUAAAAAAUUACAGCGACUUCGAGACCAGAUUAAGACAUGGGUCGCAUCGAACGACAUCAAAGACAAGAAAACAUUAUUGGACAAUCGAAAGCUCAUUGAACAACAAAUGGAAAGGUUCAAGGUUGUAGAAAGAGAAACRAAAACUAAAGCAUACUCUAAAGAAGGUUUAGGUCUAGCGGCAAAGAUUGAUCCUGCCCAAAAAGAGAAGGAAGAAGCUAGACAAUGGAUAACGGAAGUUCUUGAUAAACUUAGACUUCAGGUUGAUCAGUUUGAAAGCGAAGUGGAGCAAAUGUUUGCUGGAUCAAAGAAGAAAAAACUUGAUAAAGAUAAGCAAGAUAAAGUAGAAGAGCUUCAUACUUGGGCAGAAAAACACCGAUAUCAUACUGAAAAACUAGAGAUCGUAUUGAGAAUGCUGGAUAAUGGAAAAAUUGAAAGCGAUGAUAUCAAACAGCUUCGAGAUGACAUGGAUUAUCACUUAGAUUGCUUUCAAGACCCAGACUACCAGGAAAACGAGUUCAUGUAUGACGAUUUUGAUUUUGAAGAAGAAACGGGCGAAGAAAAUGAUGCUGAUUCUUGUAAGUGUGUCAUGCUAUCUACUGUUAAACCUUUCUUUAUGUCAUUUUUAAAUWUUUUUAAUCAGAACUCACCACGUAAGAACUCCAAGGGUACAUCUAGUUUAGUAAAUAGCAUCUUACCAGGGACUACACCACCUCGACCACCGUUAAAACCUAGUUUAUCUAAUCCUGGACAACCUUCUACAACUCCUGUUAUUACUGCUGUUGAAACCAAACCAAGUAAUGGGUCUUCUAAGACAACCAGCUCUAUUAUAACAAAUUCCUUUGAAAACCACUCGUCCAGUAAUGGGGAAGAAGUUCUAAGUAGUUCCAAGACUCCGACGGAGGUCACGCCCCCUCCGCCAGUUUCAGGCUAUGCCGUUGUCGCUGGUGGGCAACAAAACCAUGUGGAUGCCCAACCCCCUAGAAUGGUUAACCACACCCCAGCUACCACCACGUCGUCAACGUCAAGUAUAGCAAGACCCACUUCAUCUGUAGUUAAUAGUCAUGACCACAUAUUGCCGCAUAGCAAUGGUCCUUUUCUUUCAGAUGUAAACCACGCUAGCGAUAUUUCCAAACUCGUAUCUGCAGUAACGUCUCUUUCAAUGUCACCGGCCCCAACGAUAAAUGCAACUUCAAACACUUUCCCUGGACGAAACCCAGCACUCGGCAAGCCAUCAUCAUCAGUAGUAGGCCCCCCACCACCCGUAUCGACACCUCUAACGGCACCAUCGUCUCUACCAUCCAGCUCAUUACCUAAUUCUAGCAGUUCCAUAGGCAUGAUGGGAAUGUCUGGGAGUAUGACGUCAUCACUGUUAACCAGUUCAUCUAACACAGUGCUUAGUAAACCCCCUAUGUCAUCGGUAGAAAGUAUUGCAGUGUCAACGGGGUCUGUUGGGUCUUUGAUGAGUAGUGCACAGUUUAUGGGUAGUCCUGUAUCGAGACAUGUCACAACCGAUUCGUUUUCAUCUCUUAAGUCCAUCGCAGCACAAGCUGUCGCUACUGCUAAUCUACAUAGUCAAGUACAACUCCCUAAUGAAUAUUCAGCGGAAAGUAGAGAGCUUGAAAACAGAUUCAACACUGAAGAAAAGACUUCAAAGUUUCUUACAAGGCUAUUUGAUUCAACAUCAACAAGUCGAACUCUAGAGGAGACCAAGGUACCUAUAGAGACGAAUACAGCACACUURCAACCGUUGCUGGGCGUGGCACCAUUAGGACCUGUACCCUUAAACAAGGAGAGGUGUUAUCAGUUAGCGAUGUUAGAGGCUGCUCACCAUCAUUUACCACAACCAGCAGAUUCUGAAAGAGUCCGGCCAUGUUUGUCCAGGAAUCCUUACCCAGCACCACCAUACUAUCACCAGCAUCCGCCAGCUCACCUGGAAAGCAUAGAYUUCUACCAAAGGCUACAGCCAGAAACGUUGUUCUUUAUUUUCUAUUACCAAGAGGGAACCCGGGCACAAUACUUGGCAGCAAAAGCGCUUAAAAAGCAAUCUUGGAGAUUCCAUACAAAGUAUAUGAUGUGGUUUCAAAGACACGAAGAGCCCAAGGCUAUCACUGAUGAAUAUGAACAGGGUACAUACAUUUAUUUUGAUUAUGAAAAGUGGGGUCAAAGAAAAAAGGAAGGAUUCACGUUCGAGUAUCGCUAUCUAGAAGACAAAGACCUCCCAUAGAAAUGGAAAACGAACCCCUCUCCCCCAUAGAACGCAUUCGUUAAAGUACACCAAUAGCCAGACGACACUCCUAGGGAUAGCAAAAACACAGAUGUUGGGUACCCCCGGUGGGGAUCCAGUCAUGGUUGUUUGCUCGAGUUGARACUGAUGUGGUGGUACGUUUUAUUGGACAUGUAGGAUAAGCCGGGUGUCAUAGCCCUCCGUUUUACAAAGAUCAACCUUGUUUAUAAUUGUAAAUACGAAUGCUAGCUCGAAUUAAUGCGUUCAUUAAAAAAAUCGAUGCAUAAAAUGU
Molecule: messenger RNA, 2846 nt
Organism: Exaiptasia diaphana
Lineage: Eukaryota; Metazoa; Cnidaria; Anthozoa; Actiniaria; Aiptasiidae
Product: CCR4-NOT transcription complex subunit 3
Exons: 20
Coding region: 176-2554 (792 amino acids)
Biological process (GO): regulation of stem cell population maintenance; regulation of DNA-templated transcription; nuclear-transcribed mRNA poly(A) tail shortening
Cellular component (GO): nucleus; CCR4-NOT core complex; P-body
Source: RefSeq, a predicted model, not a curated record